UCUCCCUCACAAAAAUCGUUCCUCCCUCUCUCCCUCACUCUCACACGCCUCUCCCCUCCCUCUCUACAAUCUCUCCAAAGAUCCCCCAUCAAAUUCUUGUUCUUGCAUCCGAUGAAUCGCAUCGUCUCUUGUCCCUACCGAUCCGUUUUCGUCAAAGAAGAAACUUGUGUUCUCGCCAAGAAUGUUUCGUUUGCGCGAUCUAACGCUGCGGGAGCUGCAGGAAGAAUUCUUGGCUCUUCAAGUCAAGCAAAAUGAGAUUAUGUCUCGCUUUCUGGCUACUAGUGGUGGCGCUGAAUUUUAGGGGAGGCAGCAGCAAUACUUUGCGACGCGCCAAUCGAAGGUGGGUUUUCCCCUUUUCUCUGGUGAGGAUCUGCAAGGAUGGAACAUGCGCUGUGACCAUUUUUUUACUGUCGACCUCAUUCCAGAGGAGGCGAAAGUCCGGCUAGCGAUCAUCAACCUCGAGGACCGUGCUUUACAAUGGUACAAGAACUGGUCGAAGUAUCAGGAGUUUCCUAUGGCGACGCCAUGACCGUUGUUUCUCCAAGCUUUGGAGAGUCGAUUCGGCGAUCCCAUGUCGGAGCUACUUUCUUUGAGACAAACGGGUACGUUCACCGAUUACCACGAUCGGUUCGAAUUGCUUCUGGGUCUUGUCUCUAUUCCCGAAUCCUAUGCUAUCAGCCACUUUAUCAACGGGCUCUGCUCCUUCGUCCAAAAGGCAGUCCGGUUGUUCAUGCCUCAGAUGCUGGUUCAUGCGUACGCUUUAGCUCGGUUGCAGGAUCUCUCUGCCCCGAUGAAGGAGGGUUUUUCUACGCCUUCUCGUCGCUUCAACACUCCGAGUUCCUCUGGUACUUCCCCGACCCCUUCUUCUUCCCCUCUGUUACCUACGCCUACUAUGCCUAAUUUUAAGAGUAGGAGGGUGUUAACCCUGAGGAGAUGACUGACCGUCGGUCCAGGGGUCUAUGUUAUGGAUGUGAUGAGAAAUUUGAUCGGAACCAUCGUUGUGUGAAGAAGCAACUGUUGGUUUUGGAGGUUGAUGAUGGGGAUAGAGGAGUUGAGGAAGUGUAGGAGGAUGGGAUGGAUGAUGACUGUGAGGAAGAUGAAAAUCCUCUGAUUUCGAUCCAUGCUAUUAGUGGAUCCUCAUCGUGCAGCUUCAAAACAAUACGCAUCACUGGCCGGGUGGGUAAUCGCCCUCUCCACAUCCUCGUGGAUUCCGGUAGUACUUACAACUUCUUGGACCUCCGCCUUGCCAAGCGCCUUGGCCUUCAAUUGACACCAAUUCGACCCGUCUCGGUGGAUGUUGCCGUUGGGAACCGCCUUGAUGCACUUCUGUGUGCAAAGAUCUGCAGUCUGCGGGGGACUACCUUCCACACGGAGGUUUUGCUCCUUCCUUCUGGGAAUUGCGAUAUGGUAUUGGGUGUACAAUGGUUGGAGACCUUGGGGGUGAUCCAUUGGGACUUCAAACACCUUACUAUGGAUUUUACCUUGGAUGGGAAACGUUAUGUGUUGCGUGGAGGUCAAUCUGACCCCCCGGUUAUGGCUAUCUCAGAUCGGGAAAUGAACAAGCUCUUGGCUCAUUCCGAUGGUAUUCAGCUUUGCUGCGUUAAAGUGAAUUCCAACCGCUGCUCUGAACUUUUGUCGCUGGACAGCUCUGCUCAGGAGGAACAAAGGAUUCCUUCAUUCAUCCAUUCUUUUUUGGAUAGCCAAGGCGAGGUGUUCAAGGAGGCCACUGCCCUCCCUCCGCCGCACUCUAAGGAUCAUCGGAUUGUACUCAACCCUGGAGCUUCGCCGGUUAAUUCUCGGACCUACCGCCACACUGCCCUGCAGAAGAACAUUAUCGAGAAGUAGGUGGCUGACUUGCUACAGCAGGGUUUCAUUCGACCAGCUCAAGUCCCUUCUCUUCCCCCGUGAUCUUGGUGAAGAAGAAGGACGGCACUUGGCGCAUGUGCGUCGACUAUCGGAGGCUGAACAAACUCACGGUGAAAGACAAAUACCCGAUUCCUUUGAUUGAGGAGCUACUUGAGGAGCUGCACGGGGCAGCUGUUUUCUCCAAAAUCGAUCUAUGUGCCGGCUAUCAUCAGAUCCGUAUGAAGCCCGAUGAUGUUCCUAAGAUGGCUUUUAAAACUCACGAUGGUCACUAUGAGUUUGUGGUCAUGCCGUUUGGCCUCAUAAAACACGCCAGCGACCUUUCUGAGCCUUAUGAAUGACGUUUUCCGGCCGUUUUUGAGGAGGUUCGUCUUGGUCUUCUUCAACGACAUAUUGAUCUAUAGCCGGGACUACGCGACACACCUCGGCCACCUUGUGCAGGUUUUUGCAACGUUGAGGGAGCACUCUUUGUUUGCCGUUCUAUGUGUAAGAACUGCAUUGAGUAUUUGGGGCAUAUCAUUAUGAAGGAGGAUGUUGCAACGGAUCCUAAGAAAUUGCAAGCAAUGCAAGAUUGGCCUACACCGAUGGAUGUCUCCAAAUUGAGAGGCUUCUUGGGCCUCACCAGCUAUUACCGCCGAUUUAUCAAGAAUUACGGCGUGAUUUGUAAGCCUCUUACUGAUUUAUUACGGAAGGAUGCAUUCUUGUGGGAUGAGGGUGACGAUCUUUCUUCAAAACUCUCAAGGAGGCUAUGCUAUCUCCUCUUGUGUUGGCUCUGCCCGACUUCUCUCUCCUUUUUUCAUUGAGAAUCAUCAAGCUGUUUCAUGACUCUAGUGCGGGUGGUUAUUCGUGUAUUCUAGCUACCUACAAGCGCCUAUGUUCGCUUUUCUAUUGGCCUAACAUGGAAAAGCAAAUUCGCUUGUACAUUCAGGAGUGCGACACUUGUCAGCGGUUUAAGCACGAUAACAGUGCAUCUCCCGGCCUAUUGCAGCCUCUCCCUAUCCCCGACGGGGCCUGGACUCAGUUCAGCUUGAAUUUCAUUGAAGGCUUACCGGUUUCCGAUGGGAAAUCUACCAUUUUGGUGGUGGUUGAUCGUUUGACCAAAUAUGCUCACUUCAUGAGCCUCGCCCACCCUUACACGGCUCUUACGGUGGCGCAAGCCUUCUUGGACUCUGUUUUCAAGCUCCACGGUCUCCCCACUAGUCUUAUUAGUGAUCGUGACAAGGUUUUCGUGAGUAAUUUCUGGUUGGAUUUCUUCAAAUUGCAGGGUGUCGAGAUGCAUCUAUCGACCGCAUAUCACCCUUAGUCUGACGGUCAAACGGAGGUUGUUAGCCAUUGUUUGGAGACAUACUUACGUUGUAUGUGCGGUGAUCAGCCUACACUGUGGAGCAGGUGGUUGAGCCUAGCAGAAUUCUGGUACAACACGUCGUUUCAUUCGGCUAUCCAAACUACUCCGUUCGAGGCUCUCUAUGGUUACCCGUCCCCGAUUCACAUCCCAUACUUCAAGGGAGACUCUUCAAUCCAUGAUGUCGAUGAGUGCUUGGUGGCUCGAGAUGCUAUGAUCGAGGUUCUCAAACACCAUCUUGGCCGUGCUCAGGCGCGUAUGAAGCAACAACAUGAUCGGCACCGCUCCGACCGACAGUUUGCUAUUGGUGAUGGGGUCUAUUUGAAGUUGCAACCCUAUAGGAAAAAUACGCUGCGUGACCACCAGUUCUACUCUUCCGUCUGUUGGAAACUCUACCUUCUUGGAGCCGGUGAAGAUCCUCGAUAGGCUUUUGGUGAAGAGGGGCAACCAGCCGUCUACUCAAGUCUUGGUCCAAUGGGCUAACUCCUUUCCGGAGGAUGCGACGUGGGAGUAUUUGUUUGACAUACAGGAUUGCUUUCCGCAUUUCAAACCUUGAGGACAAGGUUUAUUUCGAGGGGGAGAUUUGGUACGUGAAGAAUAAGUGUCGAGGUGGAUAGCUAAAUAAUCAUGGUGCAUGGGUGCAUGCAAGCAUGGCUCAGCAGGGGAUUAAAUCACACAUGACACACAUGAUGAAGAAUGAGAGUUAGUUAGAUUGUGAUAGUUUGUUAGAUCUACUUUUACUCGUCUAUAAGAGCACAAUUUCCCUUCAGUUGUAAAAGCAUAUUAUGAAUUAAUGCAAAGUUCUCCCUCUUCCUCUCCUUCGUCUUCCACAA
This is a messenger RNA of Salvia splendens (bonfire salvia), 4038 nucleotides long. RefSeq lists its product as uncharacterized. The transcript has 2 exons. Bases 1075 to 1845 code for a protein of 256 amino acids. Lineage: Eukaryota; Viridiplantae; Streptophyta; Magnoliopsida; Lamiales; Lamiaceae. The record is from RefSeq and is a predicted model, not a curated record.